This is a messenger RNA of Chinchilla lanigera (long-tailed chinchilla), 1294 nucleotides long. It is a transcript of the gene Utf1, whose product is annotated as undifferentiated embryonic cell transcription factor 1. The transcript has 3 exons. The record is from RefSeq and is a predicted model, not a curated record. Bases 144 to 1181 code for a protein of 345 amino acids. NCBI's taxonomy places the organism in Eukaryota, Metazoa, Chordata, Mammalia, Rodentia, Chinchillidae.
CCCUCCGCAUGUUACUAUAAUGAAGUGCACCUCAACUGAAUGCUUUUGAAAGUAGGACCAUUGUUGUUUUCCAGGUUGCUCCCUGUGUGACCCUAGCCCGGGCGCCCCAAGGAAGGACAGAAAACCAAGAGGCUCGCCCCGGGAUGCUCCUCCGGCCCCGGCGGCCUCCUCCGCUCGCGCCCUCCGCGCUGCCAUCGCCAACGAGCCCCGACGCCGACCUUCGGCCGGCCGAAGACGGCCCGGGGAGCCCGCUCGCGGGUCCAGCUUCGCCGAGCGCGCUGGCGGGGCCCGAGUCGCCCAGGUCGCCCGUGUCCCCGGGCUCGGCGCAGCGCACGCCCUGGAGCGCGCGGGAGACGGAGCUCCUGCUGGGAACGCUGCUGCAACCCACUGUGUGGCGCUCGCUGCUGCUAGACCGCCGCCAGGCACAGCCCACCUACCGCCGCGUGUCGGCCGCGCUGGCCCGCCAGGAGGUGCGGCGUACGCCCGCGCAGUGCCGCCGCCGCUACAAAUUCCUCAAGGACAAGCUUCGCGACGCGCAGGGACAGCCGUCCGGGCCCUUCGACGCGCAGAUCCGUGAACUCAUGGGGCUUCUAGGCGACCACGGACGGAGGCGCGUCCGCCGCCGCCCGCCCCCCGGGCCCGGGCGCCCGCAGCGAGGCAGACGCCGGGCCUCUGCAAUGCCCGCUCGCUUCCUCGAGCAGCCAGGCGGCGCGCCGCAGUCAGCCACCCGUGACCCCGACGCAGACCCCACCUGCCUGCUCAGGUUCAGCCCGUCCUCGCCGAAGUCUGCAGAGCCUUGUUGCGCCCCCGACUCCCCAGUGGCUCACGCCCCGACAGCCUUCCGCACCUUCAUCCCCGACCCGGGCCAAGCCCCGGGAUCCCCACCCCCGCCGGACCCCGACCCUUCCCCAGAGCGCCCCGCCACCCCGCCCUAUCGCCCUGACGGCCGCGCGCCCCCACAGCCCCAGCCGCCUUCGCUGAAUGCCGCGCUGCUUCAGACCUUAACACACCUCGGUGACAUCGUAGCGAUCCUGGGCCCACUGCGUGACCAGCUGACGGCCCUGAACCAGCACGUGGAGCAGCUACGGGGCUCCUUCGACCAGACCGUGUCCCUGGCUGUGGGAUUCAUCUUGGGCAGUGCGGCCGCCGAACGGGGUGUCCUGCGGGACCUGCACGAGUGAGACCCCGCCUGUGGCUGGCUGUCCUGACCAGGGCCACGCCUCGUUUGCCUUGACCCGUUUUGCAGCCCCCCACCCUAUAUUAGGUAUGUUAAAUAAAGAGGUUGUUUUUCCGA